Molecule: messenger RNA, 1663 nt
Organism: Myzus persicae (green peach aphid)
Lineage: Eukaryota; Metazoa; Arthropoda; Insecta; Hemiptera; Aphididae
Product: glutamate receptor-interacting protein 1-like
Exons: 9
Coding region: 137-1648 (503 amino acids)
Biological process (GO): neurotransmitter receptor transport, endosome to postsynaptic membrane
Molecular function (GO): protein binding
Source: RefSeq, a predicted model, not a curated record
CAAAAUUAAACUUCAGCCAAAUGGAUCACCGACACGGCUGUGUCUAGAGUAUACAGUUUAGUGUACACCGCGCCGUCAUCUCGUCGUGUCGCUCUUUUGACUGCGCUGUACCGCGAAUCAGCAUGACGACGGCGCAAUGUUUUCGUCGUUAAAGUUUUCCACGCUGCGGUCGAAGAAACACACGUCUCCGAAGCAAAGCGCGCAGCACCGGAAGUCCACGAGCAAAUGUAAGGAGCCUACACGGCUGCUGGACAAGGUGUGUUCGGCCCGGAAGAGUGAAGACAAACGAAUGGUGUCCAAGCACGCGAUUUACGAGUCUAGCACCUACACGGAUCAAUAUCAGUAUGUGAAACACAAAAUCAUCGAUGUGUUCAUCGAACGGGAAGAUGGUAGUCUCGGGAUAGUGCUGCGUGGUGGUGCACAUCCGGAUCCUGACAUGUGCAAGCCUUUGACCGUGACACACGUCAGACCCGAUGGACCCGCAGACAGAGAAGGCACAAUUAAGGUUGGUGAUCAUUUAUUAGCCGUGGACGGUGUUUCGUUGAAUGGUUUAAUACUGGCUGACGCUGAUGCAAUACUCAGACAGUCGGACGGGGCAUGCCGAUUGACCGUGCGAUACCAAGUAUCGGCGGCGGAUCGAGUCGGUAACACCACUUGUCCAAUGUUGGUUGAAGUUGAGAGCCCAAGACCCCAUCAACUAGGCCUAACGUUGACAAACACGAUCAAUAAUAGCGCUGUCGUAGUUGAUCACGUAAAACCUGGAAGCAUUGCCGAGCGAUGUGGUGCUAUAUUUCCGGGCGACCAGAUAGUGGCCGUCAAUGAUACGAGGGUGGCUGGGCUAAGGACAGCGGCCAGUGACGUGUACAAACUGCUACGAACGUGUGGUGGCGCUCAGUCCACUCUCAGAUUAGAAAUAAUACCGGCAUUUACCACAGACUUAAUACACGCCGAAUAUUGUUCGUCGUACGAUUCACGUCAACAUUUGUACUCUGUAUACGAAGAUCCCAUCGAUCCAGUAGUUUGGGAACCAACGGAAACGCAUAACGUGGUACGAGUAGAUUACACUAUAUUGACUUUGGUGGCCGACGAAAACGGUCGGUUUGGAAUGGACGUUCGAUCCAAUAACUUGGCACUCGUCGUUUGUUAUAUAGAACCAGGAGGACCCACUGACAGAACCGGUUGCGUGCAAGUUGGAGAUCGUAUACUGUCUGUGAACGGGUGCAAGAGCACCAGUUUCGUGCCUUUAUUCCAGCAACCACUGCACGAUUUUUUAGGACCUGAAGUAAAAAAUGCCUGCAUCAAGGUGGAGUUUGAUAUAACAGACUCUGUAGUUCCCACGUCGGGAGAAUUCACAGUGAAGUUGUUGAAAAAUGACUACAGAAGUCUCGGAAUCACGAUUACAGACGAUGGCAACGGGCAAGUGUGUAUUUCGGAAAUCGUACCUGGUUCUAUAGCUCAUCGAUCGGGCACAUUAAAAAUUGGAGACACAUUGCUGGCUGUGAAUAAUAAAUCACUGAGUGAUUGCACUAGACAAGAAGCAAGUAGUAUACUCCAAGAAGCCGGAGAUGUGGUAACACUGCGAGUACGGACUUCCAAUACGGCGAUAGGUAAUAUACUUAUGUAUAACAAUAACUUAUGCGUUUAUUAACACACAAAUAAGAUG